AUGUCUUUGCUAGUUAUGGAGACAAAAGGAUACCACAGCUACCCAGAAGGCUUAGAUAUGGAGAGACGGUGGGGUCAAGUUUCUCAGUCUGUGGAGUAUUCUUCCAUAGGUGCUGGAGAGCAGGCUGAUGACAGUAACUAUAUGGAGAUCGUGAACGUAAGCUGCGCUGCCGGCACGUUCCCCAACAGCAACGCUCAAGGAAACAGCAAAGAAAAACCUGAGCUGCUCUCCUGUCUGCAGCAAGACAGCUCUCAGCCUGGUCUUCUGCCCUCUGACAUCAAAACCGAGAGCGAGUCGAAGGAGCUGUCGGCCACGGUGGCUGAGUCCAUGGGUUUGUACAUGGACUCCAUACGAGAUGCCGAUUACCCCUACGAGCCGCAGAACCAGGGCAGCCCGGGAAAGAUCUACCAGAACGUGGAGCAGCUGGUGAAGCUCUACAAGGAGAACGGCCAUUGCCCUUCUCCCCUCCACAGCACCAGCAGGCCCUUGAGGUCCCUGAUGUCGGACUCCGGGAGCGCUGUGAACGGUGGUGGUAUGCAGGCUGUCGUCAAAAGCCCUCUCGUGUGUCAAGAGAAGAGCCCCUCGGGCUGCAGCCCUCAGAGCAUGGCCUCCUCCGUCUGCAGUCCCGCGGGGGUUAACUCCGUGUCCUCAACUACUGCUAACUUUGGAAGCUUUGCUGUGCACAGCCCCCUCGGGCAGGGAACCCCUCUGUCGCGCUCACCCAAUGUUGAAACCCGGGGCUCCAUGUUGCACAGCCCUGCGCACGUCAGCAGCGUGGGGUCUCCGCUUUCCAGCCCCAUCAGUAGCAUGAAGUCGCCGAUUUCCAGCCCUCCCAGCCACUGCAGUGUGAAGUCUCCCGUCUCAAGCCCCAGUAACAUCACCAUGCGAUCUUCUGUCUCCAGCCCUGCAAACCUGAACUCGAGGAGCUCCAUUGCCAGCCCUACCAAUGCCAACAACAGGUCCACUCAUUCUAGUCCAGCAGUCAGCACUGUGGGAUCGUCUAUCUGUAGCCCUGCAAACAACUCCCUAGGGUUCCCGGCUGCUGGCACGCCGGCAGGACCCAGCAGAAGCCAAGAGACCGUUCCCAGUCCUGAAACAAAAGACAAGGGUGUUCAAGAGCUCACGUUUCCUAAGAUGGAGGAGAUGGAGAACACCAUCUCCAACAACAGCCAGAUGACCCUCAUUCAGUUCAUCAAGCCCGAGCCAGAUGGUUCCUUCGGCAGCGCCUGCAUCGGCGACAGUGGCAAAAUAAACUCCGAUUCUCCCUUUUCCGUACCAGUGAAGCAAGAGUCGGCCAAGCAUCCUUGUUCUGGUGCCCCUUUUAAAGGGAAUCAAACAGUAAACCCUUUCCCAUUUACGGAUGGCUCCUAUUUUUCUUUUAUGGAUGACAAAGACUAUUACUCACUUUCUGGGAUUUUAGGACCACCUGUUUCUUCGUUUGAUGGAAGUUGUGAAGGUAGCAGUUUUCCAAAUCCAAGCUUACGUGUGGGGAUUAAGCAGGAGCCUGAGGAUGGCAGCUAUUACCAAGAAAACAGUAUCCCAUCCUCUGCCAUCGUGGGUGUAAAUUCAGGUGGACAGUCCUUUCACUACAGGAUCGGUGCCCAAGGCACGAUAUCUUUGUCGCGGCCGGUUGCUCGCGAGCAGGCGUUCCAGCACUUGAGCUCCUUCCCUCCUGUCAGCACGCUAGUGGAGACCUGGAAGUCCCAUUCGGAGUUGGCAUCCAGAAGAAGCGAUGGGUAUCCAGUUCUAGAGUACAUUCCAGAAAACGUGUCCAGCUCUUCACUGAGAAGUGUAUCAACUGGAUCUUCAAGACCUUCCAAAGUCUGUCUGGUGUGUGGAGAUGAGGCAUCUGGAUGUCAUUAUGGUGUGGUUACAUGUGGCAGCUGUAAAGUUUUCUUCAAGAGAGCAGUAGAAGGACAGCACAAUUACCUGUGUGCAGGAAGGAAUGACUGCAUCAUUGAUAAGAUUCGGAGGAAGAACUGCCCAGCCUGUCGGUUACAGAAAUGUCUGCAAGCUGGGAUGAAUUUAGGAGCCCGGAAGUCCAAAAAGUUGGGGAAAUUGAAAGGGAUGCACGAGGAGCAGCCCCAGCAGCGGCAGCAGCCCCCGCCCCAGAGCCCCGAGGAGGGGACGACGUACAUCGCACCCGUGACCGAGCCCUCCGUAAACACAGCACUUGUCCCCCACAUGUCUGCUAUCUCACCAGCACUUACUCCCUCUCCUGUUAAGAUCCUUGAAAGCAUUGAACCGGAAAUCGUCUACGCAGGAUACGACAGUUCCAAGCCAGACACAGCAGAGUACCUGCUGUCCACAUUAAACCGCCUGGCUGGCAAGCAGAUGAUUCAGGUGGUGAAGUGGGCAAAGAUACUUCCAGGAUUUAGAAACUUGCCUCUUGAGGACCAAAUUACUUUAAUUCAGUAUUCAUGGAUGUGUCUGUCAUCAUUUGCCUUGAGCUGGAGAUCGUACAAACACACAAACAGCCAGUUCCUCUAUUUUGCUCCAGACCUGAUCUUCGAUGAGGAGCGGAUGCGCCAGUCGGCCAUGUUCGAGCUCUGCCAGGGGAUGCACCAGGUCAGCCUCCAGUUCGUUCGCUUGCAGCUCAGCUUUGAGGAGUACACCAUCAUGAAAGUUCUGCUGCUCCUAAGCACAGUUCCCAAGGAUGGUCUCAAAAGCCAAGCUGCAUUUGAAGAAAUGAGGGCAAAUUACAUUAAAGAACUAAAGAAGAUGGUAACUAAAUGUCCAAGUAACUCUGGGCAAAGCUGGCAGAGAUUCUACCAACUGACUAAGCUUCUUGACUCCAUGCAUGAUCUUGUUAGUGACUUAUUGGAAUUCUGUUUCUACACCUUCCGAGAGUCUCAGGCACUGAAAGUAGAGUUUCCAGCCAUGCUGGUGGAAAUCAUCAGUGACCAGCUACCAAAGGUGGAAUCUGGGAAUGCCAAGCCCCUGUACUUUCACAGGAAGUGAUGAUAGAAAAUGUCUUAAAUGGAAGAAC
This is a messenger RNA of Indicator indicator, 2989 nucleotides long. It is a transcript of the gene NR3C2, whose product is annotated as nuclear receptor subfamily 3 group C member 2. Gene Ontology annotation, molecular function: sequence-specific DNA binding; DNA-binding transcription factor activity; zinc ion binding. NCBI's taxonomy places the organism in Eukaryota, Metazoa, Chordata, Aves, Piciformes, Indicatoridae. The transcript is spliced from 8 exons. Gene Ontology annotation, biological process: regulation of DNA-templated transcription. The record is from RefSeq and is a predicted model, not a curated record. Bases 1 to 2961 code for a protein of 986 amino acids.